AUGAUAACUGUGAGAAUUGUGCUUAAAUUAGCUGCUGUAAACAAUUGGAGUUUGUUUCAGAUGGAUGUUCAUAAUGCAUUCUUGCAGGGAGAUUUAGAUGAAGAAGUUUACAUGUCCAUUCCGUUUGAAACAGAGUUUGUUUUGGUUCUAGUUUAUGUUGAUGAUCUUCUUAUCACUGGUAAUUCUGAGGACAGAAUAAGGGAAGUGAAAGAUUAUCUGCAUAGGCAAUUCAAGAUCAAGGAUCUAGGGGAAAUUAAGUAUUUUUUGGGGAUAGAGAUAGCUAGGUCCCAAAAGGGAAUUAUUUUGUCUCAAAGAAAGUAUGUGCUGGAUUUGAUUUCUGAUGCAGGACUAAGUGGAUGUAGGCCACUGUCAGUACCAAUGGGGCAGAAUUUGAAGCUGCGAGCCUUUGAAGAAGGAAAGGAUGCUGAGAAGGAUUUGCUAAGGGAACCUGAACGUUAUAGAAGACUUAUAGGUAGAUUAAUAUACCUGACAAUAACACGGCCUGACAUCAGUUUCUCUGUGCAGGUCCUCAGCCAAUUUAUGCAGACUCCAACUAAGAUGCAUAUGGGAGCAGCGCUGGGGGUAGUAAGAUACCUGAAACAGAAUCCUGGAUUGGGUAUCCUCCUCAGCUCCAAUGAAGACUUGAAGGUUAGCUGUUUUUGUGAUUCUUAUUGGGGAGCAUGUGCAACCACACGAAGGUCUGUGACAGGAUACUUGCUGAAAAUGGGAGAUUCUUUGAUCACUUGGAAGACUAAGAAGCAGUCUACAGUGUCACGAUCCUCAGUAGAGGCAGAGUAUAGAGCUCUUGGAGCUGCAGUGUCAGAGAUAGUUUGGGUUAAAGGAUUGCUUGAAGAUUUAAGAGUUUGUCAUCCUCAGCCAGUAAGAGUGUUUUGUGACAGCAAAGCCGCAAUACACAUAGCAUCAAAUCCAGUAUUUCAUGAGAGGACUAAGCACAUUGAAAUAGAUUGCCAUUUUGUAAGGGAGAAAUUGCAGAGUGGAUUGAUUAGUCUAAUUCAUGUGAAAAGCAGCAAUCAGGAGGCUAAUAUACUGACUAAGGCAGUUGGAUACGAUAGUCAGCGGAAAAUGUUGAGCAAGUUGGGAACUAUAAAUAUUUACAGUUCCAAACUUGAGGGGGAGUGUUAG
This is a messenger RNA of Neltuma alba, 1143 nucleotides long. RefSeq lists its product as uncharacterized. Bases 1 to 1143 code for a protein of 380 amino acids. The transcript has 2 exons. The record is from RefSeq and is a predicted model, not a curated record. Lineage: Eukaryota; Viridiplantae; Streptophyta; Magnoliopsida; Fabales; Fabaceae.